Molecule: messenger RNA, 1863 nt
Organism: Saccharomyces mikatae IFO 1815
Lineage: Eukaryota; Fungi; Ascomycota; Saccharomycetes; Saccharomycetales; Saccharomycetaceae
Gene: SNU71
Product: Snu71p
Exons: 1
Coding region: 1-1863 (620 amino acids)
Biological process (GO): mRNA processing
Source: RefSeq, a predicted model, not a curated record
AUGAAAGAUUUUAUCUUUGUCUCGCCACAGCUGUAUUUAUCAUCACAGGAGGAUUGGAAAAGUGAUUGUGCCAAAACCGGAUACAUCCCUAUUCUUAAAAAUGAUUUACAACGUUUUCAGAACUCAUUAAAGCACAUUGUCGACACUAGAAAUAACAUAUCAGGAGCAUUACUGAAGAGUACUAAUGAUGCAACUAUGCAAGAUUCAGAUCAGGAUACUGUCUCGAGCAAAUUCAAAGAAGCUUCAAUAGCAAACGACAAUGGUGCUGGCGAGAGCACAGUGGGCGCCUCGAAUUAUGUAGAGCUCAAACAAUUUCUUCCCAUUUCGUUAGACCAGCAAAUUCAUACUAUUUCUUUACAGGGAGUCUCUUCAUCAUUCUCCCACGAACAAAUAGAAUUGUUACUAGACAACUGUUUGAGUUUAGCAUUGGCGGAAACUCAAAGCAGCCCUACAUUGAAGGUGGAGGCUUGGUCUUCGUUUUCAUCGUUUUUGGAAACCCAGGAUAUUUUUUUAAGAUUCAGUAAAGUUGACAACGAUGAGGCAUUUGUCAGAGUGCUAAAAUACUGGACUGCGUUAUUUACAUUGAUUAGAGAGAAUCAUGAGGAUUUCAAAGUUGAAUUACACCUAGAUUUAAACACACAAGAGUAUAUCAAAGAUCGGACAGGAAUCGUGUCGAAUGUUAAGUCAGAAAAGGCUGAAAUGUUUUACUCCACUUUCAAAGAUAUUGAAAGCCAAAUAGAUGAAAUUAAGUCAAAGAAAGAACAAUUGGAUGACUCUUCUACCCAGUACAAAGUGGAUACCAACACUUUAAGCGAUUUACCACCGGAUGCUUUAGAUCAAUUGUGCAAGGAUAUAGUAGAUUUCAGAACAAAAGUUGUCAGCAUAGAGAUGGAAAAAAAAAUGAAGAGUGCUUACGAGGAAAGUAGGCGUCAAAGACACCAAAUGCAGAAAGUUUUUGACCAGAUAAAGAAAAAUCACUCAGCCGCCAAAGGAGGUAACAAUGCAGAUGAGGACGACGUUAACAUUGAAGACGAGGAGGAAGAGGACCACAUGGAAGACGACCUCGUCUUAGAGAAAAGAAAAGAAGAGAGAGAGCUAGAGGAAUCGAAUCGUAGAUAUGAUGAUAUGCUCCACCGCUUGCGUACCGAAAUAGAACCCAAGAUAAAAUCCAUUAGAGCCGAUAUCAUAAGCGCUGAAAACUAUGAGGUGCAUUUAGAGAAAAAUCGCUCAUUAUAUUUGAAAGAGCUGUUACACCUUGCUAAUGACGUCCACUACGACCACCAUAGAUCUUUUAAGGAGCUAGAGGAAAGAAGAGACGAAGAAGAUAGAGCUAAAAACGGUAAUCCAAAGGAACUGGUAUUCAAGCAAGUGUCUGAUGGCAAACCCACAUCUGCAGAGAAGACUGAUUCCCUCUCUCUCCCCGAAGGCACUACGACGAGCGAGAACCAUGAAGCGGACAAGAAUGUGUCUAACGACUCAGAACACGUCAAAAUCAAGUUCGACUUUAAGAAAGCCAUUGACCACUCUGUUGACAGCUCUAGUGAAGACGAGGAAUACAAGGAGAGCGAAGAGUUACCCAAAAUACCUACUAAGGAGAGCGCGGCAGAAGAUCUUUUACCAUUUACGGUAGAAGAAAUGAAUAUAAGACUAGCUGAACUGAAGGAAUCGCGCUACGUGGACGAACUGGUGCGUGAAUUCCUCGGCGUUUACGAGGAUGAGCUAGUAGAAUACAUUCUCGAAAACAUCCGCGUGAACCAGAGUAAGCAGGCCCUUUUAAAUGAGCUAAGAGAGACUUUCGACGAAGACGGGGAAACGAUAGCUGAUAGAUUAUGGAGUCGGGAAGAAUUCUGCCGUAGGACUUGA